Molecule: messenger RNA, 4041 nt
Organism: Phascolarctos cinereus (koala)
Lineage: Eukaryota; Metazoa; Chordata; Mammalia; Diprotodontia; Phascolarctidae
Source: RefSeq, a predicted model, not a curated record
CUCAACCAUUCCAAGAGGAGCACAGAGGCGAAGCAGAGGCUGGAGAGACAUGGCAGCUUUGCAACUCUCAGGCUUCGACUGGCAGAUGCAGGCUAACAAAUAUGCCCAUCACACAGACAAGUACUACAUUAAUGAGCUGACCACAAGGAGGGGCCAGCCCUUUUACUUGAAGUUGUCCUUCAACAGACCCAUUGCCUCUGGGGAGAGGCUGACCUUCACAGCCUCAACAGGUCCAAACCCUUCUGAAUCAGCCCGGACCAAAGCCGUGAUUCCUCUGUCUACUGGGUCCAGUGGUGGCUCCUGGAGUGCAGUACUCUCCUCCAACAACAGCGACGGCUCUGUGACCGUCGCCAUCUCCAGUCCAGCCAACGCCCCUAUUGGUCGAUAUACGCUCAGCAUUCAGAUUGCCUCUGAAGGUGGAAGCACCUCCACAACUCUGGGGACGUGGGUUCUGCUGUUUAACCCCUGGCUACAAGCGGAUGGUGUGUUCAUGAUGAAUAAUGCAGAGAGAGAAGAGUAUGUGGAGGAAGAUGCCGGUGUCAUAUUCGUAGGGAGCGCAAAUCGAAUCAGCAUGGUUGGCUGGAAUUAUGGACAGUAUGAAGAAGACAUUCUGAACAUUUCCCUCAUAAUCCUGGACAGGAGCCUCAACUUCCGCCGUGACCCGGUCACUGAUGUGGCCAGAAGAAAUGACCCUAAAUACGUUGGCCGAGUGCUGAGUGGCAUGAUCAAUGGCAAUGAUGAUAAUGGUGUGUUAUCUGGGAACUGGAGUGGAGAUUACACUGGUGGCAAGGACCCUAGGAACUGGAAUGGCAGUGUGGAGAUCCUGAAGGAAUGGAAGAAAAAUCGUUUCCAGCCUGUCCGCUUUGGCCAAUGUUGGGUCUUUGCUGGGACCCUGAAUACAGUGCUUCGGUGUCUGGGGAUUCCUUCCCGGGUGAUCACCAACUUUAACUCAGCCCAUGACACAGACCGCAACCUGACCAUUGAUGUCUACUAUGACGCUCUAGGAAAUCCCCUAGACAGAGGGAGUGACAGCAUUUGGAACUUUCAUGUCUGGAAUGAAGCCUGGUUUGUUCGAAUUGACUUGGACUCACAAUAUAAUGGAUGGCAAGUGUUGGAUGCAACUCCUCAGGAGAGGAGUCAAGGAGUGUUCCAGUGUGGUCCUGCUUCUGUCAUUGCUGUCCGGCAGGGUGAUGUGAACCUGGACUUUGAUAUGCCCUUUGUGUUUUCGGAAGUGAAUGCUGACCAGAUCACCUGGAUUAUCAACUCUGAUAACAGCAAAAAACAAACCUCCUCCAAAACUAGCUCUGUGGGCAGGUUCAUCAGCACAAAAGCCGUGGGCAGCAAUUCCCGCAUGGAUGUCACAGACAAAUACAAAUAUGCUGAAGGUUCCAAGGAGGAGAGGGAGGUGUUCAAGAAGGCUCUGCAGAAACUGAAGCCCAGUUCUGGGGCGUUUGGCUCCACAGCAGCUGGGCCAGAAAACGCAGAAGUGAAGCCACCCAGCAUCUCUGGGAAGUUCAAGGUCAAUGGCACUCUGGAAGUGGGAAAAGAGGUCAACGUGUCCCUGCAGCUCAAAAACCUGAGUGAUGACUGGAAGACUGUCUCGGUGAACAUGACAGCCUGGACCAUUGUGUACAAUGGGACCCUGGUACACGAGGUGUGGAAGGACUCCAUCACAGCUUCUCUGGACCCUCAAGAAGAGAUGGAAUACCCACUGAAGCUCACAUAUGCUCAAUAUGAAAACUUCUUGACAGCAGACAACAUGAUCCGCAUCACUGCUGUAUGUCAAGUUACAGAUGAAGCCGAGGUUGUGGUGGAGAGAGAUGUCAUCUUGGACAACCCUGCCAUUACUCUGGAGUUACUGGACCAGGCCAGAGUGAAGACCCCUGUAAAUGUACAGGUUCUGUUUGCCAACCCCCUGGAUGAACCAGUGAAUAACUGUGUGCUCACGGUGGAAGGCAGCGGUCUCAUGCGGGGCAACCUCAAGAUUAAGGUGCCAUCCCUGCGCCCGAAGGAGCGCUCCAACUUCAAGUUUGAGAUCACUCCCCUCAGGAGCGGCACCAAACAGCUACUCAUUGACUUCUCCUGCAGCAAGUUCCCAGCGAUCAAGGCCUUCCUCUCUGUCGAUGUGACCGAAUGAGGAGGCUGGAGCUGUCUGCUGUCCAGCUCCCCUCCUGCCUGGAUAGACUGGGGUCAAGGGCUUCUGGAAGUAGCCAUGUCACUCAGCCAGGGCUGGCCUACCUGGAAAGCCCACCCAAGACCCCGGCUGCUCACACACCUUCUCUUCUCAAUAUACACACACACACACACACACACACACACACACACAGAGACAUUCUUGCUCAUAUACACACACACAUAUACACCCUUUUUCAUGUACUCUCCCUCUCUUUCACACACACACACACACACACACACUCUCACUCAGUUACUUCUCAGAUGGUGUCUGCAAAGGAUGCACCCACUUCACUUUUGCACAUUCCCCAACAGGUACUUCCUCCUCAGGCCGUGGCUGCCUCCUCUGCUUUUCCUCUAAGCCCCUCCUGUCUUUGAUUUGCACUCUACUUGACCAUUGAACUUUCAGGGUAGAAAUAAUAAUAAUAGUCCCCCUUAUUUUGAUACAGUGCCUUACAGUCUCCCAAGCUCAUUACUGCUUAUAAGCCUUACAGUUUACAAAGGGCUUUCACAUCCAUUGUCUCAUUGGAUGCUUUCAGCAACCCCAUGAGGGUAACAAGGUAGGGAUUUUUAUCCCCAUUUUACAGAUAGAUAAAUUGAGAGUCAGAAAGAUUAAGCAGCUUGCCUAUGGUCAUACAGCUAGUUGGUGGUAGAAGGAGGAUUCAAACCCAAAUCUGCAGAUCCCAAGUUGAGGGCUCAUUCCACUGUAUCUUUCCCCUCCCUGUCAUGGAAGAAGAGGAUAUUUAGACUGUUUGCCUACUUGAGAUGAGUGUUUGUGCUAUUCCUGCUUCAACCUCAGGCGUGAGGGUUUGUGGGAUAUACCCUGCCACCAGAUACAACUCCAUACAUUGAACAAUGGUAAUAGAAAAUGUUAUACAACAGCAGUGGUGAAGGACGUCCCACUCUCGUGCCUUCAGAGGAAGGUGCUUCUCUUAACCUUCUCUAUUACCAAGCUUGGGCAGAGUUAAAGAAGCCCAGAGAUCUGUCCCUGCUGGCUGCCCCCAUACGCCAGGUGUUCUUGCACCAUGCUUGUUACCACUGCCCUCCACCUCCAUUUCCACUCUUGCAGAUUUCUGUAAAUUUCUUUGGUGAGCUGUAGCUGUAGGAAGUGAAAGCUGGCAGAGCCCUUAGAACACAAAAUGUCAGAGCUGGAGAAGACCUUCACAGAGUAAACUGGAAGAGCAGUAGAGAUGAUCUUGCCUAGCCUUCCCAUUUGGGGAAAUAGGUCUAGGGAGGAGAAGUAUCUUUUGUGGCAGAGCGAGAAAUAGAUCCCAAGUCUCUAUAUGGGGGGCUCUUCCCACAAAGAAGGAGGGAAGGAGAGGAGAUUUUUGUCUCCAUCCAUGGAAGGAGGCCAUGUGUGUUUGGGGGUGUGACAUUAUAGUAGACAUUCCCUUUCUGUUUUUCCCAAAUUGUGGGGCUAUGGAAAUGAUAGAAAGAGGUACUGCUUCUGCCUAGCUGAACCAUCAGUCUCAUGGCUCAAUGUGAGAAAAACAGAUAAGCCAACCAGAAAAGGACAAAAAAUAAACACAAGUGGAGAGAAACCUUCACUCAGACUAGUAUCUAAUUAGUUCAGAUUAGUCCAAAAGCUGUCAUCACUUUCUAGGGCUGGCUUUCUCUGUUAAUACCACCCAGGAGAUGCCCCUUCCCCCAUUCCAGAGCAUGCUCAUGACAUUCACUCAUCUCAGUCAAGUAUUUAACAAGAAAGAUCCUACAACUGUAGACAUUGGAGCAUAGGAGAGGUGGAAGAUACCUUAGGGGAAAGAAAGUGAGACCCUGAAGAGACUUUCAGACAUAGAUUGGGGUUUUUUUUGUUUGUUUGUUUGUUUUAUUAUUUUUUUUAUUAAUUUAUUUUGAUUUAUCAACAAUCAC